GUCUGCUGGCAGCAUGAUGCAUGCUCUGAAUACGUUUCUGCUGUUCCAUCUUCUGACAUGUCUGGGACCUAACGCACUUGGGAGUGAAAUCAUAAAUGGUAAAAAUGCCCCAGAGGCAUUAAUGCUGUAUAUGGCCUCGGUGCAGAACAACAUGGGUGAUCAUAUAUGUGGAGGAUUCCUCAUCAGUGAAGACUUUGUACUCACUGCUGCGCACUGCAUCCGCUCGAAUCCCACAAGUGUUGUCCUUGGCACCCACAAUCUCAAGAAGGUUGAUAAUAGAACAAUGAGAUACAAUGUGAAGACAUGCAAGCAUCCAUCUUUUGAAAAUGUAGGACUAGGUAACGACAUCAUGCUCCUCAAAUUGUCCAAGAAAGCUCGACUGAACAAGAGAGUAAAACCGAUUCGACUUCCAAAGACUGCGAUUAAAAUAAAAGAUAACGCAAAGUGCCGUGUGACUGGAUGGGGUUUCACAAGAACUGGAGGUGAAGUUACUAAGGAGCUACAAGUGGUGGAUGUGCCUUUUGUCAACCUGACGGUCUGUAAGAGAAAAUGGAAUAGUUUAAAUGAACUUCCUGACAAUGUGAUCUGUGCUGGUGGGUAUGGCACAAAGAAUGGAUUCUGUAAGGGUGAUUCUGGUGGUCCUCUGGUGUGCGGCGGGGAGGCUGUUGGUAUUGUGUCUUUCAACAUGAGGAGCGACUGCGAUUACCCAAAUGUACCCAACGUCUAUACGAACAUAUCGAAAUACCUUAAAUGGAUCAAAGAUAUUCUCAAGAAAAAGAAUUGUUAAAUGUAACAAUUAAGCAUAUUGUAAUGUGCUGGCUCCUCGGUACUGGAAUAGCUUUCCACUCAGCAUCAGGCUGCUGACGCUGUCGCUGCCUUUCAGUCAUAAAACUCCCUUUUACAAAAUGCCCAUUCUUAACAAAUGACAUACUUUCUUGUUUUUCUGAUAUGUGUUCUGUAAAUAAACUAUUAU
Molecule: messenger RNA, 973 nt
Organism: Morone saxatilis (striped sea-bass)
Lineage: Eukaryota; Metazoa; Chordata; Actinopteri; Moronidae
Product: duodenase-1-like
Exons: 5
Coding region: 14-787 (257 amino acids)
Biological process (GO): proteolysis
Molecular function (GO): serine-type endopeptidase activity
Source: RefSeq, a predicted model, not a curated record